Molecule: messenger RNA, 961 nt
Organism: Bemisia tabaci
Lineage: Eukaryota; Metazoa; Arthropoda; Insecta; Hemiptera; Aleyrodidae
Source: RefSeq, a predicted model, not a curated record
GAUUACGAUACACUAGAAGCCGGACAGAGGGCAGUGAAGAGAAAUGAUGCCUGGGGCUUGCUCCAUAUUCCAGCCAAUUUCAGUAUGGAUUUAGGUGCCCGGCUCAGCAAGGGUCACAACGUCGAGGAAGUUUUCCUGGAUGGCAGCGUUGUCGACGUUUGGCUCGACAUGUCCAAUCAUAUUAUUGGAUAUCAAAUGAAACGAGAAGUCGUAAGUAAUUUCGUCGAUGCAGUGAAGGAGCUAUUGGCGGAUUGCGGCGUUGACACGAAAUACGGAAGUAUUCCAAUUAAGUUCAAUGAGGCAAUUUAUGGGGAAAACAACAUGCCGUUUGUCAAUUACUCAUCUCCCGCCAUUCUUUGCUUGUGUGCUUUCUAUCUUCCGGCUAUUUACAUAGGAGCAAAUAUCAUGGCAGAGAAAGAAGGUGGCAUCAUCGAAAGAACCUUAGUGGCAGGAGUGAAAACGAAAGAAAUCAUCCUGGCCCACGUGACUAUUGAAAUAGGUUUCCUGACCUUACAAACUGUGUCCCUAAUGUUCGUGGCUUACGUAGUCUUUCAUAACCCAUUUGUAGGGGACGGUCUAUCGAUAGCACUACUCCUCACCUGUAUCGGAAUCAACGGCAUGAUGUUCGGUCUCCUGCUCUCAGUUAUAUGCUCAUCGCAGACAGACGCUGCAUUUUUUGGUGUUAGUACAAAUUUCCUAUUGAAAUUCAUAUGUGGUCUCCUUUGGCCGGUGGAAGGUAUGCACGGGUCGUUGCGAUCGAUCAGUAUGUUCCUGCCUCUGACCCUCCCGGUGGAGGCUUACCGAGCUUUGUCCAUCCGAGGUUGGGGUCUCACCAACAAAGUCGUCCUCGCUGGAUUCGCCUCCUCAAUAGGAUGGACGCUCUUCUUCAUUGCUCUAAUCAUCAUAAUCUGUAGAUAUAAGAGGGAUGUCUGGGUGGGGAAACAAUAAACUGUACAAUGUA